AUGAGGCCUCUAACCGACGUUGAGACGCAAACCCUCUUCAGCAAAUUGGCCAACUACACCGGCCGCUCGCUGACCCAAUUGAUUGCGCCCAGCGAUUCAUCUGACGACGACAAUAACGACCGACAUGUCUUCCGCCUGCAUGGGUCUCGAGUUUACUACGUUCGCCUUUCUAUUGCCAAUCUCGCGACCUCAAUUGCACGCGACAACCUCCUUUCGUUGGGCACUUGCAUAGGCAAGUUCACGAAGACGGGCAAGUUCAGGCUACAUAUUACCGCGCUGGAUGUGAUUGCGCCGCACGCCAGAUAUAAGUUGUGGAUCAAGCCGAAUGGCGAGAUGCCUUUUUUGUACGGCGGCAACGUCGUUAAGGCGCAUGUUGGUCGGUGGAGUGAAGAUUGUCCGGAACAUUCAGGCGUGGUGAUUCUGGCCAUGGAUGAUACGCCACUGGGGUUUGGGGUUACUGCACGGUCGACUGCUGAGGCGAGGAAGUUGGAGCCUACGUCUGUGGUUGCAUUUCGACAGGCUGAUGUGGGCGAGUAUCUACGGGAGGAGGAUACUUUGUUUACGACGUGA
This is a messenger RNA of Exophiala dermatitidis NIH/UT8656, 570 nucleotides long. Its product is annotated as 60S ribosome subunit biogenesis protein NIP7. Gene Ontology annotation, cellular component: nucleus; nucleolus; preribosome, large subunit precursor. Gene Ontology annotation, biological process: ribosomal large subunit biogenesis; ribosome assembly. The coding region runs from base 1 to 570 and encodes 189 amino acids. NCBI's taxonomy places the organism in Eukaryota, Fungi, Ascomycota, Eurotiomycetes, Chaetothyriales, Herpotrichiellaceae. Gene Ontology annotation, molecular function: RNA binding. The transcript has a single exon. The record is from RefSeq and is a predicted model, not a curated record.